Molecule: messenger RNA, 2945 nt
Organism: Podospora pseudocomata
Lineage: Eukaryota; Fungi; Ascomycota; Sordariomycetes; Sordariales; Podosporaceae
Gene: SEC27
Product: Coatomer subunit beta'
Exons: 8
Coding region: 1350-2945 (531 amino acids)
Biological process (GO): vesicle-mediated transport; intracellular protein transport
Cellular component (GO): membrane coat
Molecular function (GO): protein binding; structural molecule activity
Source: RefSeq, a predicted model, not a curated record
CGGCGAAAUUGCGUCCAGAACCUCUCGAUACGUGGCCGGCAACUUAAACAACGACGGCAUCCAUCCCCCCCUUAUCGCUGGCUUCCCACACUCUGUGGCAGUGAUAUCUGGCCCGACCAUCUUCCAGCCAGAUUUAUUUACACGACUGCCGUCGCCUGACGUAUAAUUGACGAACUGCUGCCUCCUUGUGACGAUUUCGAGAUUCCCCUUUUGCGGUCAAGCAGCGUGAACCGAUCCACCCCGCCGAACAAGCUCCCCCGAGCUCGAGAGCCGCUCCUUUCUUAAACAUCCCAUACCGAGACUCGAGAUAAUACACAUUGCCCAACAUGUCUCUAAACAUACAGCGCCAACUCUUUGCUCGCUCUGAGCGUGUCAAAGGCAUUGACUUCCAUCCGACAGAGCCAUGGAUCUUGACUACCCUCUAUAGCGGCCAUGUCUACAUUUGGUCGUACGAGACGCAACAGGUCGUCAAGACCUUCGAGCUUACCGAUGUUCCAGUGCGCGCUGGUCGCUUCGUUGCGCGAAAGAACUGGAUUGUCUGUGGUUCUGAUGAUUUCCAAAUUCGGGUAUACAACUACAACACCAGCGAGAAGAUCACAACCUUUGAGGCGCAUCCCGACUACAUCCGUGCGAUCGCCGUCCACCCAACACAGCCCUUUGUCCUCACGGCUAGUGAUGACAUGACAAUCAAGCUCUGGGACUGGGAGAAGGGGUGGAAAAACGUCAGGGUGUUCGAGGGCAACUCGCGUAGGUUUUGGGAGCCAAUUAUGAAGCUGACAGAAUGACUGACGUGCUUUCAGACUAUGUCAUGUCCCUCGCCAUCAACCCGAAAGACACCAACACCUUCGCCUCGGCCUGCUUGGACAGGACGGUCAAGAUCUGGAGCUUGGGUUCCUCCACACCAAACUUCCAACUUGAAGCCCACGAGACCAAGGGUGUCAACCAUGUCGACUACUACCCUCACAGCGACAAGCCCUACCUUCUUACCACCUCAGAUGACGUAGGUUAGAUGUCCUUGGGUACUGGACAAUCUUACUGACGAGCUGCUAUAGCGCACGGUGAAAGUGUGGGAUUACACCACCAAGAGUUUGAUUGCGACGCUUGAGGGCCACACAAAUAACGUUUCUUUUGCGUGCUACCAUCCCGAGCUUCCAAUCAUCAUUUCUGGUUCCGAAGAUGGCACCGUGAGGAUAUGGAACGCCAACACCUACCGUCAUGAGCAAACCCUCAACUAUGGGCUUGAGAGAGCUUGGUGUGUGGCCUACCAGAAGGGCAAGCAGGGCAUCGCGGUUGGUUUCGAUGAGGGAUCCGUGGUGAUUAAACUUGGCAGGGAAGAACCGGCGGUGUCCAUGGAUGGGUCUGGAAAGAUUAUCUGGGCCAGACACAACGAGGUCGUUUCCGCCGUUAUCAAGGCGGGCGACGCGACCAAGGAUAACGAGCCAAUCACCUUCUCCACCAAGGAGCUAGGCAACGCCGAAAUCUACCCACAGGCUUUGCUUCACUCACCCAACGGCCGUUUCGCCGCCAUUUGCGGCGACGGCGAGUACAUCAUCUACACUGCCCUGGCGUGGCGCAACAAGGCUUUCGGUUCGGCUCUCGACUUCGUCUGGGCCUCCAAGGAGAACUCGAACGACUUUGCGAUCCGCGAAUCGCCAACCAGCAUCAAGGUGUUCAAGAACUUCCAGGAGAAGAAGGGCGGUCUCGACGUGCCGUUUGCUGCUGACGGGCUCACUGGUGGCGUGUUGCUCGGUGUCAAGGGCCAGGGUGGUAUUUCGUUCUUUGACUGGCAAACGGGUGGUCUUGUCCGACGCAUCGAGGUUGAGCCUAAGCAGGUCUACUGGAGCGAAAGUGGUGAGCUCGUUGCUCUGGCUUGCGAGGACUCUUGCUAUGUUCUCAGAUUUUCCCGUGAGAACUACAACGAGGCUGUGCAGUCCGGCAAGGUCGAGGAGGAUGGCGUCGAGGAGGCCUUCGAUGUCAUUACCGACAUUAGCGAAAGCAUCCGAUCGGCCGAAUGGCUGGGUGAUGUCCUCAUCUACACGAAUGGCACCAAUAGGCUGAACUACCUUGUGGGUGACCAGACCUACACCGUGUCUCACUUCGACAAGCCCAUGUAUAUUCUUGGGUACCUCCAGCGUGACAGCCGCGUUUACCUGACCGACAAGGACCUCUCCGUCACAUCCUUCGCCCUCUCCCUCCCAGUCCUUGAGUAUCAAACCUUGGUGCUCCGUCAGGACAUGGAGACGGCGGCCGAACUCCUCCCCAGCAUCCCCCAAGACCAACUCAACAAAAUCGCCCGCUUCCUCGAGGGACAGGGUCACAAGGAAUUGGCGCUUGAAGUGGCUACGGAUCCUGAGCACAAGUUUGACCUCGCUCUUGCCCUGAAUCAACUGGAUGUUGCGGUUGAACUGGCCAGACAGUCUGACUCGGACCACAAGUGGAAGACUUUGGGCGACGCCGGUCUCGCCGCCUGGGAUAUCCCUCUUGCCACCGAGUGUUUCGUCAACUCCAAGGAUCUCGGCUCCUUGUUGCUGGUCUACAGCUCCACGUCGGACCGUGAAGGUCUCGCCAAGCUGGCGGAGCAGGCAUCGGCUGCAGGUGCUCACAACAUUGCUUUCAGCAGCAAGUGGCUCCUGGGCGAUGUGCCCGGGUGUGUCGAGAUCCUCACCAAGACAAACCGUCACGCCGAGGCAGUGCUCUUUGCGCAGACAUACAAGCCAAGUCUUGCCCCUGCCAUUGUAGCUGAGUGGAAGGACAGGCUGGAGAAGAACAAGAAGGGGCGCGUGGCCAAGUCUCUCGGUGUCCCAGUGGAGGAUGAGGAGCUCUUCCCAGAAUGGGACGAGUGGCUCAGACUGGAGAAGGAGGGUCCUGUUAUUGCCGAGGAAGAGGCUGCAGAGGAGGAAGCGGAGGAGGAAGACGACGAGGAAGAGAGUGCGGAUGAAGAGUAG